This is a messenger RNA of Anthostomella pinea, 2634 nucleotides long. NCBI's taxonomy places the organism in Eukaryota, Fungi, Ascomycota, Sordariomycetes, Xylariales, Xylariaceae. The record is from the annotation of a GenBank genome assembly.
AUGGCAACACAGCGAGAUGCAGAGCCGGAUUCGAGUGGCGCAUCCAGCAGCGGUGGCGGUGGUGCUGGUGGUGCUGGUCCCGCUGCCGUCGCGACCUCCUCAACCGACAAGUCCGAUCACUCGUCAACAUCGACGCCCGGAAACAAGGCCGAUGCGCCCGACGACUCGAACCACGGCUCGCUUCCUACUCGCGACAAAGAAGCAUUCCGUCAGUUUAUUCUAAGUCAGGCUGCCUCUCGCGACCAGGUCAACACCGCCGGGGUGGCUGUGGAUAUGAACCGCCAGGAAAAGUACAACAAGGAGCAAAGGAAGUUCAUAAGUGACUACAAGCUGGUAAGGAACGAUUAUCGGCCUUGGUUCACUCCUUCAAGACUUUAUGGUGAAGGCUACAGCGGAUAUGGGAAUGGGAGAACCGAGAUUGGCGGGCCAUCGCGGGUCAUGUAUCCCCAGCAAAAGCCACGUCCUGGCAAGCGGCAGACGCCACCGCUCAAGUGGAAGAGGAAAGACAUGAAACAACAGGCCGACCAACACGAGGAGCUCGUCCCUGUGCGUUUGGACGUUGAUUGGGACAAGAUUAAGCUGCGCGACACCUUCACGUGGAAUCUCCACGAGAGACUCGUCCAUGGUGAACUGUUUGCGAUGCAGUUGAUAGAGGAUGUUGGGCUGAAACCCCCUGUGGCCCAACCGGUGUAUGACGAGGUUAUGAAGCAGAUGCAUGAACAGCUCAACGACUUCUAUCCCUUCGUCUUCUCGGAUGAGGACGCGCUAGACCCUGAGUUACCCUACUCGGCCUGGAAGAACGACGAGAUGAGGAUAUUGGUCAAGUUAAACAUCACCAUCGGACAGCAUACCCUAGUAGACCAGUUUGAGUGGGAAAUCAACAACCCAUUAAACUCACCCGAGGAAUUCGCCGCGAGCAUGUCCAAGGACCUUGCAUUGUCCGGAGAGUUUACAACCGCCAUUGCUCACUGCAUCCGAGAGCAGUCGCAACUGUUCACCCGGAGUCUGUACAGCAUCGGCCACCCAUUCGACGGCAGACCGAUCGAAGACGCCGAUCUGGUCUCUGCGUUCCUUCCAUCCCCGCUACCUUCCGUCUUCCGGCCACAGCAGCAAGCCAAGGAAUAUGCUCCAUACCUCUACGAGCUCAACGAGGCGGACCUGGAGCGGAACGAGAUGGUUUUCUCGCGAGAGCAAAGGAGGCAGAAGAGAUCCAUCAACCGACGAGGUGGGCCGUCGCUACCCGAUUUGAAGGAGAGGCAGAGGACAAUCCGUACGCUCGUCGUGUCAUCGACAUUGCCUGGCGCGGCGGAAACCGUAGAGGAGAGUAGGCUCUAUAAGAGAGUGGCUGGUGCACCUGCGGCAGGGCGGAGAAGAGGACAAGGCGCCCGCGACGGCGACAUAUCCGACUCUGAUGAUAGUGACGACUCGUCACCCGACUCGCCGGCGGCAUCACAGUUGACCGGCACGGCAAGAACAAGGGGCAUGCGAGGCGCCGCGUCUACUGCGCAACAGCGCAUGGCCAACAUUGGUCGAUCUGAAACGCCCGAAGCGACGAUACAUCAUCACGAAACCCGAGUAUCUAGGAGAUCCGGGCGUGAGCUAACAAGAGAAGCCACAGAAGAGCCGCAACGCUUCCUUGUGGUACUGAAGGUUCCGAAAGAGAAGCUGCGCAGACUUGCACGCGACUUCAGGUUGAAAAACAGCACACCAAUUGGAUCGCAGACACCUCUACAAUCCCAGACCCGCGCCCCUAGUGCCUCUGCUCCCAGCAGCAUGCCUCCUCCUUCAACUCCCAAUGCGUCAAUACCAGCGCCCCUCGCGAGAAUGCCCUCUAAUGGGAUCCCCCCCGGACAGAUUGGUCGAGUGGAAGCCCCUGCCCCAAUACAGGGCGUACCUCCUCCAGCCCCUCCCCCUCCUCCAUCAUGGCUUGUUACUGCGCUGGACAACUUCAAGCAGGAAGCUGCCUAUGCAAAUGAUCGGUUCGAGGGGAUCAUGCGCUACAAUGCCGUGGACACACUUACCGGUCAGGUCGCAGGUCAAUCAAUGUCACCGCAUGUGCGCUGGUUUUUCCUCCCCCGUAUCCGCUGCCUUGACUGCCCGGGCAAGCUGUACACCCCCGGCCCUGACAUGUCCGCUUCGAAUUUCGAGGUUUUCCGCAGUCACUUAGAAGAUUGGACGCCGGAGAACUGGACCAGUCACCUUCAUGAAACUGCUGGCCACAAGAAAUUCUUCGGCAAGCUCUCCAACUAUGCAGACUUCACUUACGUCGACAAAGAGGGGAAAAUGCUGCAGCUCCUGCGCCGCAUUACCAGAAAUGAUCAACUGCUCCCCGAAUCUGUCGCAAAAGAUGUGACCUAUCACAUCGAAGUCAAGACGACAACGAAGGACUGGGCCGCCCCAUUUUACUUUGGCGCCGACCAAAUCGCCAUGGCAAAGCGCCUCGCACUCUGCAAGCAGGGCUCUUCCUCGAAGGAUGUGUACCUGAUUCUUCGAGUUUUCCGCCUCCUAGAUGACAGCUGGACCUUUCGCGUCUGCGUCGACCCUUGUGGCGAAAAUGGAGUCUGGAUGAUACGGCCCGCCGCCAAUAUCUAUCGCCGGAAUUUGCAUGCGCUGGUUGAUAAUGCCAAUGUAUAG